CCCAAAGUGGGGCAGGGUGAGAGGCACAGAAAGAGCCCAAAGUGGGGGGUGUGCUUGUGAGAGGCUCAGGAAGAGCCCAAAGGAGGGUGGUGUGAGAGGCACAGGAAGAGCCAAAAAGGGCGGUUGGUUGUGGAGAGUGAGGCGUAGGAAGUUCCUAAGGGAGCUGAGACAUGGGAAGAAUUCAGGCAAGGUGGUGAGGUAACACAUGGGCUGACACAGAGUACGGGUGCACACAGGCUUAGUAACUGAGGGGAAAACUCAAAUGCACAAAGGGAGGUGAAACACAGGAGAUACACGGACUGGUACAGGGACAAAGCAGAACCAGGAAUCGCACAAGGACUGCCUGAGGACCCAACCUGGAAAGUCGACAGUAACUGAUGGGAUGGUCUGAAGAUUUGAGAAGAAUGCAACAACUGACACAAAGCCUCUACCACACAGAAUAUUGUCACAACAGCAAGUUGGAGCUCACAGAGACAUCAUAAAUAUUUUGCCAGCAUGACUGAACUUCAGGGAAAGAAAUACUGGUUUCAGUCUUAAAAGUGUUGAAACUACAAGAGGAAAUUGUUCUUAAAGGAUACUACAUACCACUGUGCUUGAUUGGAAUUAUACUUCAUAUGUUUUAGUUCCUGAAAGUUGCCAUAAUGAAAUUUUGCAACCUAUGGCUAUCAGUUGUAUUCGAUUAAAUUGUACUGUGUCAUGAAGACACUUGAUGCUACAGCUCACACGUCUUAAUAUGACUAUAAGGUGCCAGGGAUGUGAACUAAGAUCGAGAGAUACUUCUUCCUGAGAUUUGACCACGUUUCAGGCCAUACAUCUUGUCAAAUUGAAAAUGAGCUGUGUCCCCUGGAAAGGAGAUAAGUUAAAACUGGACUCUGAUGCUCAGGCAUCUGCUCUGAUUUACCACGAAAAGCAGAGGAGAGAGCUGUGUGCACUUCACGCCCUCAAUAAUGUCUUCCAGGACGGAAGAGCAUUCACCAGAGACGCCCUCCAGGAGAUUUUUCAGAGGUUGUCCCCCAAUACUAUGGUAACGCCGCACAAGAAGAGCAUGCUGGGAACAGGAAACUAUGAUGUUAAUGUAAUAAUGGCUGCUCUUCAAACUAAAGGUUACGAAGCUGUUUGGUGGGACAAACGAAGAGACGUUAAUACUAUUGCUCUUUCGAAUGUGAUGGGCUUUAUUAUGAACAUCCCCUCCAGCUUGUGUUGGGGUCCCGUGAAGCUUCCCCUUAAAAGGCAGCACUGGAUUGGUGUCCGCGAAGUUGCUGGGAUUUACUACAACCUCGACUCGAAGCUGAAACUGCCAGAUCAGAUUGGCAAUGAGGAUGAUCUCAGAAAGUUUCUGAAACACCAGCUGAGGGGGAAGAACUGUGAGCUCCUAUUGAUUGUGAGUGAAGAGGUUGAAGUUCAUCAGAGCUGGAGGACAGAUUGCUGACUUGGGGGAAGUCCCAGUAUGAACCAUGCCUUGCAGUCAUUGCAGCUCCAUGCUCAAGGGAUGAAGCAAAACUCUUAAACACAUCAGCUGUUGAAGUCUUUAUCGGUGGAAAAGGAAUUUCCUUUUAGCUCUACGUAUCUUUGAAAGACUUAAGUAUUUGAAAUGAAAGUUGGUGCUUUUUUUUAAAAAAAAGAAUUACUCAAGCAGAAAAUCGGAUGAGGGAUGAAAAGUGUCUAGUUUCUAUUUUGUUGUUUAGCGAAUUAAACAAUGUAAAUUGUAUAAAUAUUAAAAUUGGGGGGAAAUUAUCAGAAAUAAAAGCCAGACAAGGCUUCAGGUCAAGACUAAGUUAAGCAAGAAUUUCAAGCAGCAAACGCAUCCCAGCACCAAGGCCCAAGUAAAUCUUUUGGUCCAAAAGUUACAACAAAACGCUGGAAAUAUUCAGCUCAUCAGGCAAUGAAAGAACUGGAGUUAUUUUUUUAAGUCAGUGACUUUUCAUCUAGAAAGUUGUUGCUUGAUUUGGAAUAACUAACCAUCAGCAUCCCUGCUGAGCCUCUUUCCUAAUCAGCAGUGGUUUGCCAGUACUUUAUUUUGUUAAAUUGAGACAUUAUCACUUUUUCUCACUAACUAAUUGGGAAAUCAAGCAGACAUUUGUUUGGGGCUUGUGUUGCUAAUGAUGAAGACAUUGGGAUGACGUCUGUGCUGCACAAUGUGAAACUUUUUUUUUAAAUUUGGAAAUUGAUCCCUUCGCUGUCUACACACGGGAUCCCGUGUGAUUCAAAAGUGAUAAAUCAAGUUUUAAAAUUAAAUGUUUUGGCUACCUGCUUCUUAAAAUGGAUACCAAGAGUUUAAAAGUAGUAAGCACAUUGACAAUCUGGUCAAAGGUAUAGAGUAUUGUUAAGCUUGUUCAAAUCCUGUAGGUAUUAGUUUUCCAGUAUGUGUUGUAACUUGACAAAAGCUUGUACUACCUGUUAGUGCCAAUGAGAGUGUCUGUGUGAUUCAGAAUCCCUUUAGUACGUUUUAUCAGUGACAUCCAGGCAGUAACUUUAACAUAACUCACUAGGGAAUGGAGUCUGGCAGAUUUGCCAGUUGUACACCCUUGCCCAGUAUUAGUUUCUAAUGAUUACAAUAGGAGUGAAAGCAGCUGGAUGGGGUGUGAAACCUGCGACAAUCUGGUCUGUUUUCCCAGAACCGAUGGGGAGCUGACUUUGGGUGGAAUUCAACCCCCACGCCCCGACAUUAUGUCAGAAAAUAUUUGUCUGAUUGACCAAAGUCAGAAAUUGAAACCAGUGACAAGCCAAUAAAUAACUAAUGAGCAACAUGGACCAGUUAAAAGUCCUGGACAAGCAAGCAGUCUUUAGGCACCUUAAUAAUUGUCUGGACAAUCUAUUGGGGGAAGAAAAAGACAGCAGGGAGAUUCCAAAUUCCCCAAGUUAUAGAAUUUGUUAGCUAUAUUUCAUAAAAUUUAAGUUAUCUAAAUUAUGUAGCUUUUUAUUUAACUGUUCAGAUAACGCAGCCACUGUUGCAAGAACUGGAGACUGGGGUGAGCUGCACUCACUGAUGAAUAGAUGCUAUUUGUCCUCAGAUUGCGGAUAGAUCUGAUAACAAACACAGUCGUUCAUCUUGACCUGCAUCUCUGAGAGGGAUGCUCUAAACCAGCACAUUUUGUAGUUUAACCAAUGGUAUUGAGUCUUGCUGUAAGAUUGGGUGUUGAGGGAGGAGGAGGAGGGAGCAUCAUCCCAAUAGAAUCAUCCUUUUCAUAAUCACUGUUCCUGAUUUUGACUGCUUCCUGGCAGAUUGCACUCCUGGUAAACAUGUAUCCCUGUGGAUUUAGAUCUGCCUUGAAUUGACUUUACACUAAGAGCACUGGUUAAAUUAAUGACUCCUCUGCAUUUCUUGAGUGGGCAUGAUAACAAUGUGACUCAGACAUGUUGGAACCUAAAAUCCAGCAACAUGGACAAAAUGAUAAGAUGCAGGCUCCUUUGAUUAAAGAAAUGAGAAAAUGUUGAGAAGCCUCCAUCCCAUUCACUAGGUUGUGGUCAGAUUGAUCAUAGGCAUUGUAGUUCUGUAGACUGGGACCUCUGCAACAGGCAUCUCGGAGUCGGUCAAUUCCUCAUUGCUGACCAUAUGCCCUUGCCCCUCAGUUGCUGAGACUCAAAAGUACUUGUCACCAGCUGAGAAAUAUUACUGGUUUACAUCUUAAGAGGUGUGCCCAAACAGAGGGUAGGGAUGUGGGCCUUAGGAAGGAAUGGAGUUCAUUUCCAAAGCACCUUUCACAACCUCCAGAUGCUCCAAGAUGCUUUUGAAUUGUUUUCACUUUUGUAAUGGAAGAAUGAGCUUUAUAAACACGAUGGCCUCACAUCACCUGUUCUGUGUGAAAUCACCUGCAGACUGGAAUAAGUGGGUAUGUAGGAUUUGGCCAAGAGUUUGAAUUGACUGGAAACUGAAAUGAUUUGAAUUUUGUAAUUGCACUUCAAGGAAAAAAAAAUGAGAAAAGGCAUCUCAUUUUGGCAAAGUUCAUCUCCUUGGUGCAAACAUUCAAACAGAAGAAUUGCUAGCAGUGAGGAUUUUGGUUUGACCUUGAGCUCAGGCUCAGAAAGUGAUAAUUUGGUCAGCUCCCUUGUGGUUAAACUAGGGAGUUACAGACAGGUGAUGUCACAGCACAGGUUUGCAAGUUGGUAAAGCAGUCUGUUGGAUGCAUUUCUUUUCUGGUCCUGGUAAUGCUUUGAGUUUCCCAUGGAGCUGCUGUUCUCACUGGUUUGCUGUGAGUUGGAGUGCAGAAUAACUGGCGUCUUGCCACUUGGCCUGGACCUAUCUUGUUUCUAAGCCUUGAAAAUGUAAACAUCACUCAGCCCUCAAGUCUGGUAACCACUUCAAAGGUGGUGGAGUGUUGGAGAAAGAAAUAAGCAGGCAGUGGCCUGAAGGCAACACCAUGUGUACAGAAACCGAAGGGGAAACAUUGACGGAGCUACAGUGUCCCGUCAGAUGUAGAGUGCUCAGUUUAACUGUGUGAUAACAAUCAAAUGCUGAGUUAACAUUCGCAAAAGAAAUGAUGGAAACAAAUUGCAAAUCUGUUGACUGGCACUCCAUUCUGCAGGAUAAAGGAGGAUUAUGACACUGGCACAGUCCAGUUGCAUCCACGAGGAACACAUGGUAGAAAUUCCAAGUGGGGCGGGAGGGGGGAUUGACAUUGCAUCAACAUUUUCCAACAACCACCAGCUUCAAACUUCUGAAAACUGAAUCUAGAAAUCUGAAGGGUGCCUCAUUUGAGAAUCUGAAACUUACCCAAGAGCCAGGUCUUGUUACCAAAGACGAAUGAGUAAGAGAAAUGUGCAACUGAAGGCUUUUAUAUUUCGAAGUGUUUGGGAUGUAGAUUCAAAGUUUUCUUACACUUCACCAGAGUAAUACAACCUCCUUUAGCCACUGGGAUGGUGAUGAAUUUUCAGAUUUGCGCAGGAGGGAGCCAAGCGUUGGAGAUACUAUUUGUAGGUUGUGGGAGUUUUGGAGGUAGAACUGUGUCUAUUGGAGUCUUGAGACAGAUGAUAUUUGUAGGAAUGGGGGUGUGGAAGUGGAGCUGGUAUUUUGGGGUCUGGAGAUGGUAUUUGUAGGUUGUGGAAACCAAUAAGUAAAGAAAACGCAAUAAUGCAAAGUAGGUUUCGUUAGUCUUGAUGAGGAAUGCCCAUAAAUCCUUUGUGGCCAAAGUUGCAGGAAUCCAAUACUGCAGCAUUUCUGGAUGUGACCCACCUGUAAACCUCAUCUUUUUCUCUGGUACAGGUCAGCAGCGUGAACUGGAAGGAAAGCCUUUCUGCCAGGGAUAGUAUUUCGUUAAGGGGUUGGGUUAGUUCUGGCCGUCCUCUUUUCAAAGAAGUUGUUAUUGAGUUUGUGUAAUCAGAGAACUGACCAAAGUUUGUUGCAGUUGGCAGCCUCCCCCAGUCCAGUGUUGCUAUUUUUUUCCAGUAAUCCGAUUGAAGCAAGGAACGCUGAGCCCAUUUGCAGGCGACCAAUAGGGACUCUGCAAACGUGUGUAUCUCUACUGCCUCUGUUGCACUUUAAAUAUUAUAACUUUAUUGCAUAGUUAACACAGAAACCUGGCAUGAUUGCAGGCAGAAAGGAAAUCAGUUUGUAUUUUUACAUAAUUAACAUCCGGUCACUAUUAUUUAUCCCUUGAAUUUGGGAGAGGGAUGAACAGUGCAAUGCUGUAUAAUAAACACUAUAUAUUUGGGUAAUUGUGAGGGUCAUUUUUGUUACAAUUCCUCAGGUCCCAGAAAUUGAGUUUCUGACCUGCCAGCCUUGUGACCCUUCAGCCUAUUUUGUGUUGUGUCUGUGAAUGGAAAACAAAACCCAUACUGUUUGAGUAAAAUCUUCCAUUAAUUUGUUUAAAUAUGAAACUAAUAGUUUUUUUUUGUGGCCUUAAUGUGUAACAUAAAGGAGUUUAUGGCUGUGUUUAAGAAAAGUAACUAUUAAACUUUUCUUGGCAACACA
Molecule: messenger RNA, 5908 nt
Organism: Rhincodon typus (whale shark)
Lineage: Eukaryota; Metazoa; Chordata; Chondrichthyes; Orectolobiformes; Rhincodontidae
Gene: josd1
Product: Josephin domain containing 1
Exons: 4
Coding region: 830-1429 (199 amino acids)
Biological process (GO): protein deubiquitination
Molecular function (GO): cysteine-type deubiquitinase activity
Source: RefSeq, a predicted model, not a curated record